ACCGCGCAUGCGCGUUUCUUCAGCGGCAAUGUGGAGUUAAUUUGACUUUUUGUUAUUGUGCUGCAAAAUAUGAUUUUUAGGUUACAUUUUAAUUGCGAAAUUUGCGCACAUUUGUCGACAAAAGGUUUGGAUAGGUCUGACGUGCGUGUUUAUACUGCGUAAGCUAAUGGUGGAGUUCACCGGAAGUGCUUAUUCAGUAAACAUUAUUACUCAUUUCUUAAUACCCUUCACAGUUAGACAACACAGCGAGUAACUUUUGCACUUUCUUGUACAUGAAGCAGCGAGAAAGUUGGGUUGCAUACAACACUAACGAAUUCGUCUUCGCAACCUAAUUAAAUAGUCUGUGUCUCUUCGUAUGCACAGAUGCCAGGCUUUGAGCUGGAGCAGGUGGACGGUGGCAGUCCUAUAGAGCUGCCCUAUGGAGAAACUGUCCUGGGGAGAGGACCCUUUCUAGGGGUGAACGAUAAGAGGGUGUCCAGGAACCACGGCAUCCUGGAGAACCAAAACGGUCAACUGCGUCUGAAGCCUACACACCUGAACCCAUGUUUUAUUCAGACGAACAUUGUGGCCAGCCCUCAGCCGCUGGAGAAGGACCAGUGGCACUGCCUAAAGGAGGGAGACAUCUUUUCUCUCAUGCCCGGGAAAUACAUUUACAGAGUGCGUGUCAAAGAAGAGGAUCAAACCCUCAGAAACAGUCAGGCAUUUGAGGAGGAGGUGGAGAAGUGUUUGACUGGACCAGCAGGGCUCUCUGAAGACGCCGCCACACUUGAAGCCAACAGCUGCGUGCCCACGAGCCCCAGCUCCACACUCCCAGGAGAUAAAGGAGCGGGUGCUUCAGCACACACUCUUUGCUCUCUAACCCAGGUGCCCACAAAGAGCCAACACGACGAGUCUAUUCUGCCACAGAAGAAGCGUAUCUUGCCAGCCUGGAUGAUGACUUCAGCUACCACAAGCCCAUCAACUGCCAAAGCAGUGAGGGGGACUCCUAUAAAACCCAAACGAGUAGCUACACCAAAGCGGGCAACUGGACCCAAACGAGCUCGAGCCGCUCAGCUGUCAUCUGAGGAAGAGGAGUCGGAAGAAGAGGUGCCCAAAAGGAAAACAAAGAGACUGAAGAGUGACUCUGAAGAUGAGUCGGUGCCUCUGGUAUCUCUGGAUGAUGCAGCAGCUCUCAAGAGUAGUGGAGUCCCAGACGGAGAGAACAGCAGCGGUUUGAUGGAGCGUGAUGAUGAGGAGACAAGAGGAGCUGAGGUCAGACGAGGAGCUCAAGCUGAAGACUCAAAGACACAAGCAGAAGAUCCCAGUGAUUCUCAGGUCAGCCAGGGACCCUCGCAGAGGUCAAAGAUCAUGGAGGCCGAGAGCAAAACAAGCACCAGUAAGGUGAAAAAACAGCGCCGGACGCCGUGUGCUUACGGCAGCUCCUGCUACAGGAAAAAUCCGCUCCACUUUCAGGAGUGCAGUCACCCCGGAGACAGCGACUAUGAGGACAAGGAGGCAGAGGAUGCCGAUGAUGAUGACAGGCCGGAGUGUCCAUACGGAACCCACUGCUACAGGAAGAAUCUGCUUCACAAGAUGGACUACAAACACACUAAAUCGCCACCCAAGACCGCUGCCGAUGAAGAGGAUGAAGAUCACUACGAAAACAGUUUUAUUAAUGACGAGAGUGAGGAGGAAGAGGUGGAUGAAGACUCGGACUAUGUGCCCGAAUCGGAUGACAGUGGAAAAGGAGAGGACGUUAAACGGCUGCAGAAAGAGGCAAAAGCAUUCCUCAGGAGGAAGAAGUGACUCGUUUGGGGUAGAUUACAUGAAAACUGCUUCUUCACACUAAUCUCACAAAGACUAUGAAACAUCUGACACUGGGUUUGACACAAUCCCUGUCCAUGGAGGCAUUUUAUUCAGUUUUAUAGAUUUAGUUUUAGAUUACCUUCAUUACAUUUUGCCUUCACAUUUUAAGGAAUGGUUCACCCAGAAAGGAACUUUACGAAUUUUACCUUUUUUUUUUUUUCUCUCUCCCUAAAUUUUAUUUUCUUCGCUAUCUUAUGUUUGUUUGUUUGUUUUCAGAGCCACUUUUUUUUCUUUCUUUUUUUUUUUUUUACACUUGCUCUUAUCCCAGCCUGUCUCAUUGUGUCUGUGAGUGUUUGUAUAAAGGCUGCUACUUCGUAAGUGUCUUGUUUUGUUGGUUGUAUGAAUUCAGUUAAUUAUAGUAAUGUUGGCUUUUA
Megalobrama amblycephala (Wuchang bream) is the source of this 2219-nucleotide messenger RNA. RefSeq names its product aprataxin and PNKP like factor (gene aplf). The record is from RefSeq and is a predicted model, not a curated record. Gene Ontology annotation, cellular component: nucleus; site of double-strand break. The coding region runs from base 364 to 1785 and encodes 473 amino acids. Gene Ontology annotation, molecular function: 3'-5' exonuclease activity; DNA-(apurinic or apyrimidinic site) endonuclease activity; protein binding. Gene Ontology annotation, biological process: double-strand break repair. NCBI's taxonomy places the organism in Eukaryota, Metazoa, Chordata, Actinopteri, Cypriniformes, Xenocyprididae. The transcript has 11 exons.